Molecule: messenger RNA, 1083 nt
Organism: Lathyrus oleraceus (garden pea)
Lineage: Eukaryota; Viridiplantae; Streptophyta; Magnoliopsida; Fabales; Fabaceae
Exons: 1
Coding region: 1-1083 (360 amino acids)
Source: RefSeq, a predicted model, not a curated record
AUGUAUCAACCUUCUGCCUUUACUCCUAUAAAGCACACCAAGAAGCAAUCGAACCCUAAAAAUAUUGAUACUGAGAUAAAUCUCUCUGAUGUCAUUACUGAUGACAUUCCCCUCGUGGUCGUUCCUGGCCAUGCAACACCUAUAAGGAAGGCUAGAAAAUCUUCUUCGAGAAAAGGAAAUCCCUCCAAAGUAAGUAGCUCUUACUCUCCAUCCAUGGCUGCUAGAAAUGUUAAAAUUCUUGAACCUUCUACUGCUGUAAAGAAACCUCAUUAUAUGACUAGCCUGUACCUUGAUCCCAUUAAUGUCGAACCUAAUGUUGGUGCUUCUGAAGAAUGUCUUAUUAUGCCAAAUUUUAUGGAAGAUGUUGAAGCCUCUAAAACUAGUAAUAAACCUAGGUCUAUUACUACUUUGAGUAAAUCUAUCAUGAUUGUUGCAGACAGAGAUGACGUAGAUAAGAAUAUUCGUGUUCUGAUCUCUCAAAUUUUGGGUAUUAAACCCAAGACUGGUGUUGUAUUGGAUGUCUCCACAUCCUUGACCCAACCUAAUAACACUACUGAAACCCCUCUGGAUAAAUCUGAUGUCAAUGUGUCUACUCUGUCUCCUGAAAAAUUGAAAGACAAAGAGGAGUCUGAUGGGAUGUCUGGUGAUCUGGCUGACAAAGAAGAAAACUCUUUAGAGAAAAAGGAUCAAUCUACUAACAUAGUGAAUAUAGAGGAUUUGGACUAUGAUGAUGUUCCCAUCGGUCAAAGACUGGCUCCAGGAAUAGCUAAAAGGUUGAAGAACACUAAAGGUCAAGCUAUUAAAUCCUCCAACACACCCUCUAAAUCUCUCAAGAGAAGAACAAAUGUUGACCCUACAAAAAUAUGGAGCAAGGUUGUUACUCCUGUUUCUAAUAAGAAAUCUCUUAAGAGGAAGGAAUUUCCUUCUGAGUCUAGUGAAUCUGACCAUGAUGUCGAACAUAAUAUUCAGGACAUUGUUUCUAUUGCCAGAAAGCAAGCUUCUGGGAAAAAGAUUCCAGCAAAUAUUCCUGAAGAUCCAAUUGACAAAAUUUACUUUCACUAUAUGGAGAAUGUAGAAAAAUAG